Cyphomyrmex costatus is the source of this 1533-nucleotide messenger RNA. Its product is annotated as odorant receptor 46a-like. The transcript is spliced from 7 exons. NCBI's taxonomy places the organism in Eukaryota, Metazoa, Arthropoda, Insecta, Hymenoptera, Formicidae. Gene Ontology annotation, molecular function: olfactory receptor activity; odorant binding. The coding region runs from base 1 to 1533 and encodes 510 amino acids. The record is from RefSeq and is a predicted model, not a curated record. Gene Ontology annotation, cellular component: plasma membrane. Gene Ontology annotation, biological process: detection of chemical stimulus involved in sensory perception of smell; sensory perception of smell.
AUGGAUAUAUUGCCAUUGAAUUUCCGAGUUCUCUGGUUCUGUGGUGCAUGGAGUGAAAAGAAGGAUAAUGACAGUCUUUUUAUUCGUUUGUUAAGUUUCUGCUACAGAUAUGCCAUUGUCAUUUUAAUAUAUUAUUUUACGAUAUCAGAAGUAAUCGAGCUUGUAAGGACGCACGAUGAUAUCGAAGGUAUAACCGAAGGACUUUUCUUAGCGUUAACUUAUGUAGCUUUAUGCUGUAAAUAUGGGAACUUCUUAGUUCGACAAGACGAAGUGUCCAUGCUGUUAGACUGUUUUCGAAGAGAAACGUGUCAACCAAGAAAUUCCGAAGAAAGGAUGAUCCUUAUUAAGUACGAUCGCAAAGCCAAGUGGUGUGUCAGAACUUUCAUGACUAUAUCUCAAGCAACUUGCAUAGCUCUUAUUCUCGCUCCCAUCGUUGGACCCCAAAAUACUGACAGACCUCUGCCGUUCAAGACAUAUCUGCCAUACUCGAUAUCUGGUUUAUAUCCAUAUUUGGCAACCUACCUUCAGCACAUAGGCGCAAUAUUUUAUGGAGUACUACUCAAUGUCUCGUUCGAUUCCCUCGUCUACGGCUUCACCCUUCACGUCUGUGGACAAAUUGAGCUGCUAUGUUAUCGUCUAUCCAAGAUCUACAAGGCUCAUCCAGAACAGUGCCAAAUUAAUACGGACAAAGGCGCGAUGAUCAGCGAGUGCGUGAGACAUCAGUUAUACGUACACGAGAUCGUGCGCAGGAUACAAUCGUUGUUUGUGUGGACCGUGACGAUUUUAUUCAUUUUCAGCAUGGUGACCCUGUGCACCAGUAUUUUCCAAAUGUCCAAGAAGAAACUUCUCAGCGUCGGAUUUCUCUCAUUAACUUUAUACCUCGGCUGUAUGCUGUUUCAAGUGUUCUUUUACUGCUGGUAUGGAAACGAGCUACAAUUAAAGUGGAGUACCAUGUCGUUCUUGAUGAUAUCGUACGUGACCGGGCUCGGCUUUAUCAUCACGCCAGCUCUAGGAUUACUCAAGGGAGGCAAGCGCGUGCUACCUUUAAAGACAUACAUUCCGUAUUCCGUGUCAAAUCUACUUCCAUAUUUAGCUACGUAUCUGCAGCAAUUUUUGGCGGUAUUCUACGCAAUAAUGCUUAACGUUAACUUUGACUGUCUCGUUUAUGGCUUCACGAUUCAAGCCUGCGCACAAAUCGAUCUGAUAUGUUGCCGAUUGACAGACAGUUUGAGGAAUAUUGGCGAUAUUGCUUCCGGGCGGGAGUCGGAAACAAACGCCUCGAUCGUGGAAUGCGUCAAACAUCAUUUGCUCGUGAGCAUUCUGAGUAAAGAUAUUGCGACCACUAUUUAUUCCUGCGACUGGACCAUGGCGACGCCGCGAGAACGCAAAUCGCUGAUGCUGAUUAUGAUAAGCAGUCAAAAAGGAAUAAUGUUUUCUUAUCACGGAGUAUUUGCGUUAUCUCUCAAUACUUUUGCUUGGAUUUGCAGAACUUCUUACUCAGCUUAUAAUCUCUUGCAACAAGCAUCAAAUUAA